GUCCAUUUUCUUCUCCUUUUCCUUUUGAUUUUUGGGGUUGGUGUGAAGAUGUAUAAGAACCAGCUGCAGGAGCUGGCGCAGCGUAGCUGCUUCAAUCUGCCGUCCUACACUUGCAUCAGGGAAGGUCCCGAUCACGCGCCACGGUUCAAGGCCUCCGUUAACUUUAACGGCGAGACAUACGAGAGCCCUAGCUACUGCUCCACCCUCCGCCAGGCGGAACACUCUGCAGCUGAAGUGGCACUCAAUGCGCUAUCCAGCGGUGGACCUACCAGCUCCCUCGCCGCUAGAAUUCUGGCAAGUCCAUUUUGUUUUGAUUUACACGGACUCCGUGGAGUGGGUCUGGAUGACGCUAUGCGUCCGUUACAAAUACAGGAUGAAACCGGCGUGUAUAAGAAUCUCUUGCAGGAGGUCUCUCAAAGAGUUGGGGGAUGCAUGCCUUCUUAUACAACUUUCAGAUCUGGUCAAGGCCACCUUCCCGUUUUCACCUGUACGGUGGAGUUGGUGGGCGUUCUAUUUACUGGUGAUCCAGCUAAGAACAAGAAGCAAGCAGAGAAGAAUGCGGCCAUGCAGUCAGAGACUCCAUGGGAGAAGAACCACAAGGAUGAGCAGGAGCACGUGACAGUAGCUCGGGCCCUUCAAAAGUACCUGAUAAAGGCCAGGCUGGCAAGAUGCCCCUUCCCGAUAAAAUUCCCGACUGUAAGCCCGAGGCCAUCGAGCAGCACACACCAUUCCUCCUCCUCAACCUCGAAAAUACUUCCCUUAAUCUGCCCCAAAAUGGCCAACCGCAGCAGGCCAGCAACGAGCAAAAACGGCCCAUCAUUCCAAAAGAAUGCCAACACAACCCAAGCCCAGCCUGUAAUCACGACACCACCCACAAACGAGAGCUGCUUGUCUUCGGCUGAAAACUUUAAGCUUUGGUCUGCCCAGAAAUUCCCUGCAGCAAGUGCACCACCGUACAUUCCUGUCAGGCACAGUAAUCCGCAUGGCAGAGUUGCCCCGCAUGUGACUGUACGGAACAUGGUUCCUGUUUUCUCUGCCCCACCACCGGUGAUGAGGCCUCCGGCCAUUGGGGUUGCGCCACCUGUCUCCAUAAGACAGGCUGUCCCUGUAUAUGCUGCUCCAGUUUGCAAGAAGGAGGUACCCCACGAUUCUCAGGCAUCGAGGCUGCUGACAGCUAAGGCGGAAGGGAUUUCAUUUGCUAGAGCUGGUCCAGUGCCAAAUUCUGAAGUUCCAGCAGGUCAAGUCAGCAGGCUGCCUUCAUCUGAAGCUAUCACUGUUCCGGCCGAGCCAGCUGCUAAGGUUAGUGGUCCACCUGUCAGCUCGAGAGUAGCUGCUGACAAGACUAGGAUUGCAGUGCAGGAAAAGCUGCAGGAGUCCAAGGAGAUUGAAGAUUUGAAAUAUUUGAAGAUAUGAAAGAGCUUUGAAUUGCAUAAAAUUACAGUUGAUCUUCUAUCACCAUGACCUAUGUUGGUCGUGGCUAUAUUUUCGUUUAGCUAAAUUAUGUUCCUUGUAGUGGAUAAAUUAUUUCUCUUUGGAAAGUUCAAAAAAUGUUCUGCCGUACGUGUGCCUUUUGAAUGACCCCAAGAAAUCGAGUGGGUCGAAAUUCAAAGCGGAGUAUAUAUGGUAUUGAGUGGUAUGCUUAUAUGCUUUUUUCCAGAUUAUGAGACUAUCCGAUUGUAUUAGAUUUGGGCAUCUCUUUAAGGUUUCAAACUAACACGGGGAAAAGAGUAUCACCGACUUAUAAGUGUGUUUAUUAGUGGCAAUUGAGAUCUGACCACAUAAUUGCAUCACAUUAGAUCAUGGCUUGCUGCAGUGGCCAUGGGUUGUGAUUUGUGAGAAAUAUCAACAAAUGGCUACUUUUUCUUGGGUAUAUAUGACCAAAUAUUUGGGUGAGCGGUUAUAAUUGAUAGGUGGAUCGAUUGUUAUAUUAUGUGA
Molecule: messenger RNA, 1935 nt
Organism: Striga asiatica
Lineage: Eukaryota; Viridiplantae; Streptophyta; Magnoliopsida; Lamiales; Orobanchaceae
Source: the annotation of a GenBank genome assembly